AUGUCUUCGCCGUCGUCUCCGUCUCGGUCUCAACCCAUCAAGAUUCUCAUAGCCAAUCGAUCGGAAAUCGCGUGCCGGCUCAUCAGGACAUACUCGCUCUACCCUAACAUCCAGACGGUGGCAUUGUUCACUCCCUCGGAAAAGGAUCAGACACACGUGCGUCUCGCCACGUCCUCGGUAGAGCUCCCGGAAGAAGGGCCACGAGCGUAUCUCGACGCGGCCAAUAUUGUCAAUGUCGCCAAACAGGAAAAUUGCUGGGGUAUCGCGCCGGGAUACGGGUUCCUGUCUGAAGAUGCCGGGUUCGUGAGACUAUGCGAGCAACAGGGCAUCGCGUUCAUCGGCCCGUCUAGCGAGCAGUUGGCGCAACUGGGGAACAAGAUGAGCGCGAGGUCGUUGGCCGCCGACGUCGGAGUUCCGGUUCUGGUUGGCACCAAGACCACGCGUGAUCGAGGUUCCUCCAUCGCAGACGUCCUGGCGUUUGCAAAGAGUCUUGGGCCGUCCGGUCGCAAAAUCAUCCUCAAGGCAGCAGCAGGCGGCGGAGGGCGCGGCAUCCGCAUCAUCGACGACAACACGGACGAGAAGGCCAUUCGUCAGGCUUACGAAGCCUGUCAGCGAGAGGCACAGGCGUCCUUUGGCGACGGAAGCUUGUUCGCGGAGCGAUAUCUACAGGGUGCUAAACACAUCGAGGUCCAGCUUCUCGGAGACGGCAAGGGACAAGUCUGCCAUUUCUGGGAAAGAGAAUGCUCGCUACAGCGCAGGAACCAGAAAGUCGUCGAGAUUGCACCUUCGCCAUCAAUUUCGCCGCAGCUAAGGCGAGCCAUCAUCGAAGCUGCGGUGAAACUAGGGAAAGCAGUGAAGCUGCGAAGUCUCACCACGAUCGAGUUCCUUGUCGACACAGCAAACGAAGACUUUUACUUCAUGGAGGCGAAUCCCAGGAUACAAGUCGAGCAUACCAUCACCGAACAGAUUAAUAGCGUUGAUUUGGUGGAUCUACAACUUCAGGUGGCUUUGGGGAGAACGCUGGCGGACCUGUCCAUAACGCGAGAACCUCCACCACCUCGACUUACAUCCAUACAGCUCCGCAUCAACGCCGAGAGCUUCAUUCCAGACGGUACUGCGCAACCUGAAGCGGGUGUUAUUCGACAAGGAUAUUUCCCCACAGGAGCAGGCGUGCGAGUCGAAACGGCACUUGAAGGAGGCCGGCGGUAUGCCGUGAGCCCCUUGUUCGACAGCCUUUUGGCGAAACUCAUCGUCACGUCAACUUCGUACGAGUCCGCACUGCGGCUGGCUCGUUGGGCUAUCGAUGAGACAAGGAUCGUAGGGUGCAGGACGAAUCAGGCGUUCCUAAUGGCUGUGUUGGAUAUGAAAGCCGUACAAGAAGGCAGGAGCAAUAUUUUGACCAUCCAGCAGAACUUUGAGGCUCUGUACAGCACCACGCAGCAAUUCGAAGAUGAGUUGCGAGCUAAAACUGACCGCACCUCUGAAGAAGCUGCCGAAACAAUGAAGGACCAGACAAAAGUUGAGCGACCAGAAGGCUCUGAAGAGCUACUCGCGCAUAUCACGGGAGUUGUCCUUUCCCUGAAGGUAAAUGAAGGCGACAAAAUCACUGCUGGCCAAGAAUUGGUCAUUCUUGCGGCGAUGAAAAUGGAACAUUCCGUCCGCAGCGCGUCCAAUGGUAUUGUGGCAAAGGUGGCCGUGACAACGGGACAGCAAAUAAAUGCCGGCGAUCCUCUUCUCUUCAUCAUCGCUGAUGGAGACAGCUCAUCUUCCACUACACAAGACCUAACAGAAACUGAGAACCCAGAGGACCUGCGGCCGGAGCUGAAGGAGCUGAAUGAACGCAAGGCCCUUCUGCGGUACUCUGCCCGCGAAGAGGACGUGGCCAAGCGCCAUGCAAACGGGUAUCUCACCGGCCGGGAAAACCUCGACUUACUCGUGGACAAGGAUUCAUUUAUCGAAAUUGGAGACCUUGUGGUUGCGGCACAGAGAAAACGGUACCCCCUGUCCCAUCUCAUCGCUCGGACGAGCGGAGAUGGUAUCAUCGUGGGCUGGGCGAAGAUGGAAUCUCACCCUAUCGCAGUUGUCAUUGGCGAUUACCUCGUUCUUGCCGGCACGCAAGGGCAUUUCCACCAUCAGAAGUUAGAUCGCAUUUUCCAAUCAAUCAUUAAUCAUCCUGCGCCUUUGGUGUUUUAUACCGAAGGAGGAGGUGGAAGACCAGGUGACACAGAUCACUUGGGCAUGGCGGGUCUCAAGACACCAUCAUUCGCUCUGAUGGGAGAAAUCAAGGCAAGAGGGAUACCUUCGGUUGCAGUAGUGAAUGGAUACUGCUUUGCGGGCAACGCUGCAUUUUUGGGAACAUGCGACAUCAUCAUCGCUACAAGAGGCGGGUCAAAAGAUGCGCCUUCGAGGAAGGCUACCACCAUCGGCAUGGGUGGCCAAGCGAUGAUUGAGGGUGGUGGUCUGGGCCGAUUCGAGCACGAACAUAUUGGUCCCGUCGAUGUCCAUAUGCGCUCGGGUGGCAUCGAUGUACUUGUAGACACUGAGGUCGAAGCUGCGUCGCUUGUCCGCAAGAUCGUGGCUCUGUUCACACAUCCGCAGCUGCCACCGGCGAAGAGUCCUUACACGUCGGAUCCUCUUCGCCUACGCACCGCGGUGCCACCGCUGUCGUCUCCUCGUCGAGCCUACGACGUUCGCCGUGUGAUCAACUUCCUGUUGGAUGACGACAGCUUCAUCGAGUUCUGUCCUGAGUGGGGACUCUCUGUGCUCACAGGCUUUGGGCGCAUCAACGGCCGCGCGAUCGCAAUCAUAGCUUCUAACUCCUCGUCUCCGCUUGGAGGUGCUAUCGAUGUCGCAUCGGGAGAAAAGGUCAAUCGUCUUCUCCGCCUCCUGAUUCGCCUCGGCGGCAUGCAUCUGCUCAGCCUCUGCGAUACCCCAGGAUUCAUGGUCGGCCCCGACUUCGAGCGGUCGACCGAAGCUCAAGGCGCCGGAAGCACAUACCGCUGCUUUGGUGACUGGUUCGGCAACUCACAAGAAUUUGCCCUUCACGGCGGCCGCUUCCUAGGGCUCGUUCUGCGAAAUGGGUUCGGACUGGGCGCGCAAGCGAUGCUCGGUGGUGGAAGCUUGAACAACAGCAUGUGUGUGGCGUGGCCGAACGCCGUCUUCGGCGGAAUGGGCAUCGAAGGUGCUGUAAGGCUUGCGUACAGGAAGGAGUUGGAAGCCAUCAAGGAUCUUGAGAAAAGAAAGCAAAAGGAGCAAGAGAUGAUCGAUGUCAUGUACGACGAAGGGAGGGCCCUGAACAUGGCCAUGGCGGCAGAGAUUGACAGUGUGAUCGAUCCGGCCACAACGAGGAAAUGGCUGGAGCAGAUGAUGAAGGUGUUGCCGGAGAGAGUGCCGACGUAUGUUAAAGCAAGAAGAUGUGCGAAGAUGUGA
This is a messenger RNA of Exophiala oligosperma, 3429 nucleotides long. RefSeq lists its product as uncharacterized. Bases 1 to 3429 code for a protein of 1142 amino acids. NCBI's taxonomy places the organism in Eukaryota, Fungi, Ascomycota, Eurotiomycetes, Chaetothyriales, Herpotrichiellaceae. The transcript has a single exon. Gene Ontology annotation, molecular function: ATP binding; metal ion binding; ligase activity. The record is from RefSeq and is a predicted model, not a curated record.